This is a messenger RNA of Humulus lupulus (European hop), 1104 nucleotides long. RefSeq lists its product as uncharacterized. The coding region runs from base 1 to 1104 and encodes 367 amino acids. The record is from RefSeq and is a predicted model, not a curated record. The transcript has 3 exons. Gene Ontology annotation, molecular function: zinc ion binding. Lineage: Eukaryota; Viridiplantae; Streptophyta; Magnoliopsida; Rosales; Cannabaceae.
AUGCUUCAACAGAAAAAUCCCGGGACGUUGACAGAUUUUGUCACUGAGGAAGAUCGAUUCAAAUGUUACUUUUUCUCACUCGGAGUUAGUAGAAGAGGGUUUCGUACAUGUCUUCCUGUGUUAUGUGUGGACGGUACAUUUUUAAAGACAAAAUACGGUGGGCAGAUGUUAUGUGCAGUCGCACUGGAUGCAAAUAACCAUCUAUAUCCAGUUGCAUUUGGUAUUGUGGAUAGUGAGAAUCAUGAUUCUUGGAAGUAUUUCAUGUCAAAGCUAAAGGAAUCGAUUGGGGAAGUCGAGGACCUGGCGUUUGUAUCUGACAGGCAUGCAAGUAUUACACAUGCCUUGGAAACUAUUUUCCCCGAUGCCUAUCACGGUGCUUGCUACCACCACAUUAGUAUGAAUGUGGUUGCUAAAUUCAAGACUGAUCAUUGUCAUGUGUUGAUGUAUAAUGCGGCAUAUGCUUUUAGGAAAUCCGAGUUCCACGCUAACUUCGAAAAAAUCAAAUCAAAAGACCCAGCCAUUGCUCAAUACCUAGAAGGCAUGGGUUUUGAUAUGUGGUCCCGUGCUUACUUUCCUGGAAAUAGUUUCAACAAUAAGACUCGGGAUGCUAGGAGCUUUCCGAUAACUACAUUCGUCGAAUUUAUUCACUUCACACUACAAUCCUGGUUCUGGAGGCAUGAGUUCCAUGUGUUAGAUGGUGAGCUGAAUGGUGAAGUCGACCUCCUGAAUAAGACAUGCACAUGCGGCGUGUUUCAGAUUAUUGGUAUCCCAUGUGCUCAUGCACUAUCUGGAUCCCUUAAGCGAGGGGUGAACUUUUAUUCGCUGUGUUCAGAUUACUAUAAAAUUGAGACAUGGAGGUCCUCUUACACAGAAUCUAUAUAUCCUACUGGUAACAAGGAAGAGUGGAUUGUUCCACAUGACAUUAUGACAAUAACAGUGAGAACACCUGUGCAGAAAAACCCGGUUGGUCAUCCAAAGAAGAAACAAGGUAGGCCUAAGACGAAACACCAUCCUUCCAAUGGAGAUAAAUUGGUUGUUCCACGCAAAUGCAGCACUUGUGGAGGUCUAGGCCAUAAUAGGGCAACUUGUAAAGUUUGUGUUUGA